AUGUCCUCAGAACAAACGCGCUCCGUUAUCCAGCAAUGGGCCAGCGCCGUCAAUACGGUCGAUGGCGCCAAACUUGCUGCACUUGCUGCCCCCGACGCGAUCCACUGGAUUGCUGGCUUGAAGGAAAAGAUCCCCUACGCAGGUAGCGUCCCGUACGCCGAGCGCUUGACCAAGAUGUCCACCAUGUUCGGACAAAUGAAGAACGUUCAGGUGACGGUUAUUGGGAUCACCGUUGAAGGCAACACUGGUGUCCUGGAGCUGGAGAUCCAUGGCGAAGGUCCUGAUGCGGGCCAGGUUUACGACAACAACGCGAUCCUCAAGUUCGUGGUGAAGGAUGGGAAGAUCCAGUCGCUCAGGGAAUAUGUCGACUUCUUCGCGCUCUUCAAAUACCUUGGUACCCAGCCGUGA
Molecule: messenger RNA, 408 nt
Organism: Cyclocybe aegerita
Lineage: Eukaryota; Fungi; Basidiomycota; Agaricomycetes; Agaricales; Hemipholiotaceae
Source: the annotation of a GenBank genome assembly